Messenger RNA from Sphaeroforma arctica JP610, 317 nucleotides. RefSeq lists its product as hypothetical. The transcript has a single exon. The annotation marks the transcript as partial. NCBI's taxonomy places the organism in Eukaryota, Ichthyosporea, Ichthyophonida. The record is from RefSeq and is a predicted model, not a curated record.
AUGGCACAUGAAUCAGGUGCUUACCUUCAGAACAAACACAUCAGCUUCGCCAACGAUGCCACUCACGUAGAAACAGAGCCCCUCAUGGCAACAGGCACUGAUCAACAGAUGCAAAACGGGUCCACACAUGCACAAACUAUUAGAAGGAGUGUCUCUUUAGGCUCGAUGCAGGGAAACCUGGAAUCGGAUGGGCCGUUCAAACACUACGGCAUGUUUCUGUUGGCUAUUUCUGGUGUCUUUGGAGCCAUAACGGCGCUCCUGGUGCAUAUGGCAAGCAAGGAGGGUUUCGGUGCUGUGGAGAUCGGAUGGGCAAGAAG